Messenger RNA from Patiria miniata (bat star), 1651 nucleotides. RefSeq names its product kelch domain-containing protein 10-like. NCBI's taxonomy places the organism in Eukaryota, Metazoa, Echinodermata, Asteroidea, Valvatida, Asterinidae. The record is from RefSeq and is a predicted model, not a curated record. Gene Ontology annotation, molecular function: protein binding. The transcript has 8 exons. Gene Ontology annotation, biological process: positive regulation of stress-activated MAPK cascade. The coding region runs from base 345 to 1517 and encodes 390 amino acids.
ACUGGCCAAUAAGAAUCAAGCUCUUAUCUGGAUUUCCUGGAAUUUAGCGCUCUUAUCUUGGGGCCCGGGGGCGGGCAGGGGACGAGGUACACAAUCCCGAAUCCAGAAAUUGUGACGCAGUAUCAAUUUUUCGAGAUUCUCUUCUGUAAAUCCACUCUUUUUCCCUUGCAUGUAGCUUUUUUUGUGGAUGUGUUGUCCUUCGUCGCUAAACUUGAGUGCAGUUGAGUUGGAAAACGUGAGCUAGCUGAGCUGAACCAGCCUGAGCUGAACCAGCCUGAGAGCGUGUGGCGGACGCGCCCCGUGCACAAUAUCUGUACAGACACUGCUGCAGAGUCAGUGCAGAAAUGGAUGUUGGCAAGUUCAUUGAUAUCCAGCCUCAAGGCAUCGAGCCGUAUCCAAGGAGUGGACAUUGCUGUGCAACAGACGGUAACAAUUUGUAUGUGUAUGGAGGAUACCAUCCUGAAUAUCACAAGAGUGGAACUGGGCCAGGUGAUGAAGAUGUCAUCAUUGAAAACCAAAUUUUUACUGAGAUGUGGUGCUUUAACCUGAGCACAGAGACCUGGCGUGAAGUGAGCACGGUCGGAGAAAAGCCGACUGCAUCCGCGUCGAUGUCAAUGCUUUUUCGUACAGUGAUAUUGGAUACCUGUGGCCACAUGCUGUUGUUGUAUGGAGGUACCGGUCACCCAUGGGGUAGGAACAUCAACGGUGACCUGAUUGCCUUCAUAUUGAGUGAGAGGAGAUGGAAACCGUUACAGUGCACCGGUGAUUGCCCCGUACCAAAAUAUGGACAGGCCAUGGUUGUCAGCCAGGGCCGUCUCUAUUGCUUCGGUGGCUGCCGAUGGCUUCCCGACGUUGAACGUUUCUUGUUCAACUCUGAGCUGCACUGUCUGGACAUCAAGGAGCAGACCUGGUCAUUCCUGUACGCCGAUCCUCAAAACAGAUCCCGGAUAAUGUACAAGCACGGCUUGGCGGUGUAUGAGAAUAAACUCUACGUUGUCGGUAGCAGCUAUGGAGACUUGUACUCUUUAACUCACCAAGAAAAGCUCCAUGUGUUUGAUUUGGACACCAAAGAGUGGACAAUAGAGGACGCAGUGCGUUGUCCCAAACAUGGCUACCCAAGGCAGAGGAAAUACCACGGCUGUGCACAGUGGAAAAACGAGGUCUACAUGUGCGGUGGCCACAACAACAGAGUAGUAUUGCGAGACGUUUGGAAGCUUGAGCUACCCAGCUUGCAAUGGACUCGCUUGCCUACAGACAUGCCAGUCAAUACGUUCUUCCACACUGCGGCUAUAACACCCAGUAAGUGCCUGUACACAUUUGGAGGAAUCACUGAUCUGGAGGACCGCCCUCGGACCAACGCCAUCUUCAGACUGUGGCUCGCUAUUCCGCCUCUCCUGGACCUGGCCCUGAAAAAGGUCCUGACUCUCCUACCGGACAGAAACGCUGAAACUAUCGCGAGGCUUCGUGACCUGGGGGUGCCCUCACAUGUGAUGGACAAAGUGAUACUCAUGGAAUGAUCCCGCAGCACAAAUUCUGAAAAUUUCUUUCAACUUGAGGCCUAACCAAAUAUUGCUCCCACCCUUGGUGAAUGGUGUGCUAUUGAAUAUUGCAGAAAAAUUUUCACAACAGUAGAUAUAAAUGCUUGUCUGAU